CCGACGCCAGCCGCGGGGCCCGGCCCUCCGGAACGAAGCCGAGCGCGGAGGCGGCGCCGGUUCCCACGCGGCCGUCCCGUCCCGGGCCUCGGGCCGGGCUCCCCCAGGCGAGCAGCAGUCCGGCCACGCUGCGCGGCCGCCUUCCGUUCUGUCCCCGCCUAUCGCUGCGGCCGCAGCUCCCCGUCUCCCUUCCCCUCGGCCCGUCCCGUGCCGUCGCUGCCGCGAUCCCAGCCGCUGCCCGUGCCUGUGCCGAGCCGCCAUUUUGAGAGCGGAGGCGGCUGCGGGGCGUGAGUCGGGGCCCGGUAGCGGGGCGGUGGCGGUGACGGCGAGCCGGGCGCCGCUGCCCUGUGUCGGCAUUGCUACAACCAAGAAGCAUGUUUUUACCGAGAUCUGUUAAAGUCAAGAGGAGUGCUGAUAAGGACAAAAGCUGUACGGCCAAGAAAAAUAAAUUGUCUUCUGGAGGGUCUUCGUUAGAGGAGAACACUGAGUUCCGAGACUGCAAAUCAGCUAGAACAGAAACUUCAAAUUGCGACUCGAAUGAAGUUGUACAAGAAUGCACGGAACCCAUCACUGUUUCAUCAGAUCUUGGUGUUCCUGAUGCAUCUUUAGGAAAAGACAACCAAAAUACCACUGAAGAUAGCUCUACGGAAGAACCCAUAAAAUCCUUCAGCAAAUCCCAGCGUUGGGCAGAGCCUGGUGAACCUGUGUGUGUUGUCUGUGGUCGCUAUGGAGAGUAUAUAUGUGAUAAAACAGAUGAAGAUGUUUGUAGCUUGGAAUGUAAAGCCAAACACCUUCUACAAGUACAAGAAAAGGAGGAUAAGCUAAAAUCUGAUCACCUCGCAAAAGGAGAAUCUCAAGAAGAAACUCACCUGCUUAACGCACCUUAUUUCUACAAAGAUCACUCCUUUAUUUUAGGUUUGCGAGAUGAGCAGGUUGCGAACCUUAAACUGCAGUUAGGUAUUGCAAUUCAGGGCCAGCAAGUUCCAAGACCUAUUAUAGAGUUUGAACACUGUGGUUUUCCUGAAACUUUAAACAGUAAUUUAAAGAAUUCUGGCUAUGAAGUCCCAACUCCCAUCCAAAUGCAAAUGAUCCCUGUUGGACUGUUAGGGAGGGAUAUUGUGGCUAGUGCAGACACAGGCUCAGGAAAAACAGCAGCCUUCCUACUCCCUGUUAUUAUGAAGGUUUUGAACGAGACAGAAACUCCAUCUGCCCUUAUUUUGGCACCAACAAGAGAGUUAGCGAUUCAGAUAGAAAGACAAGCUAAAGAGCUCAUGGCUGGUUUACCAAACAUGAGAACAGUUCUCCUGGUAGGAGGUUUACCACUGCCACCACAGCUUCAUCGUCUCAAGCAAAGUGUCAAGGUUAUAAUAGCAACACCUGGAAGACUUUUAGAGAUUUUAAAGCAAAGUUCUGUUCGACUGCAUGGCAUAAAAAUUGUAGUAGUGGAUGAAGUGGAUACUAUGUUAAAAAUGGGUUUCCAGCAGCAAGUGUUGGGUAUUUUGGAAGACAUCUCUCAUGAUCAUCAAACCAUACUGGUGUCAGCCACAAUUCCAGUGGGUAUUGAACACUUAGCAAAUCAGCUUCUGCACAAUUUUGUAAGAAUAACAAUUGGAGAAAAGAAUCUGCCAUGUUCCAAUGUUCGCCAGAUUAUUUUGUGGGUAGAAGAACCGUCUAAAAAGAAGAAACUGUUUGAAAUACUAAAUGAUAAGAAACUCUUCAAGCCUCCAGUGUUGGUAUUUGUGGACUGCAAGCUAGGAGCGGAUCUGUUGAGUGAUGCUGUUCAUAAGAUUACAGGAUUACAAUGUACAUCUAUGCAUUCUGAAAAAUCUCAGGUGGAAAGAACAGCCAUAUUACAGGGAUUACUUCAAGAGAAGUAUGAAGUGAUAGUAAGUACUGGAGUCCUUGGACGAGGACUUGACCUUGUCAAUGUCAAACUGGUAGUAAAUUUUGAUAUGCCUUCAAGUAUGGAUGAAUAUGUACAUCAGGUUGGAAGAGCAGGGAGGCUGGGCCACAGUGGAACUGCAAUUACUUUUAUCAAUAACAACAGCAAGAAACUCUUCUGGGAUGUUGUGAAGAGAGUAAAACCAACAGGCACUAUUCUUCCCCCACAGCUGCUUAAUUCCCCAUAUCUUCAUGACCAAAAGAGAAGGGAACAACAGAGACUUAAGCAAUUGGAGAAUAGCCUUGUAACGGGGGAUAACAUUAUGGACAUCAUUAGAAAACAUGACAAAAAUAAUUCUCAGAGGUAACAAAGGUAUAGAAAACUUUGUAAUUGUUAUGAAAGUGUGAUUAAAAAUAAACAUGGAAUUUUGAUGUCUCUCUGUA
Molecule: messenger RNA, 2325 nt
Organism: Numida meleagris (helmeted guineafowl)
Lineage: Eukaryota; Metazoa; Chordata; Aves; Galliformes; Numididae
Gene: DDX59
Product: DEAD-box helicase 59
Exons: 8
Coding region: 375-2249 (624 amino acids)
Molecular function (GO): nucleic acid binding; RNA helicase activity; ATP binding
Source: RefSeq, a predicted model, not a curated record